Mya arenaria is the source of this 5692-nucleotide messenger RNA. RefSeq names its product metabotropic glutamate receptor 1-like. The record is from RefSeq and is a predicted model, not a curated record. Gene Ontology annotation, molecular function: adenylate cyclase inhibiting G protein-coupled glutamate receptor activity; G protein-coupled receptor activity involved in regulation of postsynaptic membrane potential. Gene Ontology annotation, biological process: regulation of synaptic transmission, glutamatergic; G protein-coupled glutamate receptor signaling pathway. Gene Ontology annotation, cellular component: postsynaptic density membrane. The coding region runs from base 657 to 4700 and encodes 1347 amino acids. Lineage: Eukaryota; Metazoa; Mollusca; Bivalvia; Myida; Myidae. The transcript has 8 exons.
UCCGAUUUGUUAGAAAAAAGUUAUUUCUGUAAGGAAGUACUAUUACAUUAGUAGGGCUACUCUUAAGCUAUUUUAGACCAGACGUUUAGGGCGUUUAUUGUGCGAUGUUUUGCAUUUUAUAAUAAUCAUCCAAUUAUACAGAUGCUAUGGUUAAGUGUGUUUCGGUUGGAUGUUACAGACGGAUGCGUUUUAUCAUUUGAAGUACAUCCAUCAUGAACUGCUUUAAUAUGAUAUUGUUUUUGUUAAGAAGAAAAUAAGGUUAAAAUAAUUGCAGUGAACACCAAAAGUUGACAGUGUACAGCACAGAAAAUGCAUCCAAUAUCGGUGUCGGUGUGAUGAAUGGGAUUAUUAAUUAUUAAUUGGACUUAACCAUGAUCGUAAAGUGGAGAUGUUCGAACGGCGAAAUCACAUCACAGAUAUAGUGUAAAUCAAACAGCAAAAAGCCUAAAAUAGUAGCUUCUGAAGGCGGCUGAUCGAAGAUGAUACUGGAAUACUUUAAGUGUCAGUGGGAGAGAACUAACGUCUUUAUUCUUUUUUAUUGUCAAAUUCCGUCUCUAUAAUUGGGAUAUAUAUAAUAAACGGACGAAAGUACCUCGGGACCGGAGGUAGAUACAUCAUAUAUCUCAGAUAUUCAUAAAACAAAUUCUUUGAUUACAAUGACAAAGCAUUUGGAAGUUUGGAGAUUUUUAUUCGUUUUAAGUGUGGUAUCUGGGAGUAAAGGCGUGGUGGAGCGGCGGUCAGCGCGGAAGGACGGCGACAUAAUUCUGGGCGCACUGUUCCCGAUUCACAAGUCCCCGCACGACACGAGCCGCUACACGCGCACGUGUGGAGAAAUCUGGGAGCAAUACGGCAUUCACCGAACGGAGAUAUUCUUCCAGACGCUGGAAUACAUCAACAGCGACCCGAGCAUCCUUCCCAACAUCACACUGGGCUGGGACAUCCGGGACUCCUGCUGGUACUCCCCCAUCGCCCUUGAACAGAGCAUUGACUUCAUAAAGACGUCCAUAGCUAGCAUAGAUGACAGCUUUAGGAAUGAAAGUAUACCGGGCUGUGGCCCUAAGCGUAGAGAUAAGCCCAUAGCGGGUCUGAUUGGCCCUGGUUCGAGUCAGAACACAAUUCAGGUUCAAAACAUGUUACAAAUAUUCAACAUUCCCCAAAUCGGCUACUCGGCUACCAGCAUGGACCUGAGUAACAAGAACCUAUACAAGUACUUUAUGCGGGUUGUGCCCUCCGACACCUACCAAGCCCGCGCCAUGCUGGACGUCGUCCUAAGAUACAACUGGACGUAUGUACACACAGUACACUCUGAAGGCAACUAUGGUGAGAGGGGAAUCGAGGUCUUCAAAAACCUCGCCAGGACCAAGAACGUCUGUAUCGCUGAGGCGGCUGCAGCUCCAAGCGUCGACGCAGACCAAGAUUACGACAUGAUUAUUUCCAAUUUUCUGGCCACUGCUCGCGCCAAUGUGAUCGUCUGCUUCUGUGAAGGACGGGCUGCCAGGCGACUAAUGAUGGCAAUGAAACGAAAUCCCCGCGCGAGAGGGAAAUACCAGAUAUUAGCUAGUGACGGUUGGGCAGACCGGCCGGAUGUGGUAUUGGGUGUUGAGGACGUGGCGGUGGGUGCCAUCACCAUGAAGCUCCGGGCCAACAGGAUUGCCGCCUUUGACACCUACAUGCUCGCGCUGCGCCCGGAAAACUACCACCGUAACCCCUGGUUUCCGGAGUUCUGGCAGUGGAAGUUCAAUUGUCGUCUGACGUCACUUCCGCCCGAGGAACAGGAUAUGACGCAACCGAUAAACUGUACAGGGAAGGAGGAAUUGGAGAACGUCGUCCAGGAUGCCAAGCUUGGCUUCGUCAUCAAGGCCAUCUACGCCCUAGCGCAUGCGCUGCACAACAUGCACGGUCACGUGUGCGGCCCCAACUCCGGGCUGUGUGACAAUAUGGCGCCCUUGGACGGCGCGAUGCUGCUGGACUUUCUCCACAACGUCUCUUUUACGUACGAGAGUGAGGAGGUGUUCUUUGACGCAAACGGGGAUCCCCCUCCAAGGUACUACAUCGUGAAUUACCGUAAAGUGCUCAACUGGAGCGGGAAUGUAACAUACAAGUACGAGGUUAUUGGUAAAUGGAACAGCGGCAAGCUCGACAUGGACGAUCGCAUGAUUUACUGGCCCCAGCAUUACCAUGGCAACGUGCCACGUUCUACGUGCGCUGACGAGUGCGCCAAGGGACACGUUAAGACACUCCACGGGGUCAGUCAGUGUUGUUGGGUGUGUCAGAAGUGCCCGGAUAACGCGAUUAUCGUGGACAGCGAGACGUGCGGCGCCUGCGAGCAGGGGUGGUGGCCCAAUAAGAACCUUACUGAGUGUGCGCGGAUCCCCAUCGAGUACAUCACGUGGUGGGACACUGAGGCCAUGGUGGCACUCAUCACCGCCUGCUUCGGCAUCUUCGUGACGCUCUGGAUAGGCAUCGUGUUCCUGCGUCACAACAAUACUCCCGUCGUCAAGGCGUCCACGCGGGAACUCAUGUACAUCAUUCUUAUCGGCGUCAUGAUGGCGUUCUGCAGCAACUUUGUUCUCGUCGCGCGCCCAAAUCUCGUCACGUGCUACUUUACAAGAAUCCUUCCUGGGUUGUCGUUUUCCUUAAUUUAUGGUUCCCUUGUUACGAAAACAAACAGGAUUGCUAGGAUUUUGGAAGGCACGAAAAAAAUCAUUACAAAGAAGCCAAGAUUCAUGAGUGCCUCCGCGCAAGUGAUAAUUACGUGUAUAAUUAUCGGCGUUGAAUGUGCGAUAAUCACUAUCAUGUUAGUUAUAGAGCCCGCAGACUCGAAGCUCGAUUAUCCGGAGCCCCGGCGGGUGAAACUGAUUUGUAACACAACCACAAUGGGGAUCAUAGUUCCUCUCGGAUUCGAUCUAGUGUUAAUCGCCAUGUGCACACUUUAUGCCAUAAAAACUCGCAAUUUGCCAGAGAACUUCAACGAGGCGAAGUUUAUUGGAUUUUCGAUGUACACGACGUGCGUCAUCUGGCUGGGUUUUAUGGCCAUAUAUUUUGGGAGCGAGCGGAAGGUGAUCACAAUGUCCGUGUCCGUGUCUCUGAGCGCGUACGUCGCGCUCGUGCUCCUCUUCUUCCCCAAGGCGUACAUCAUUAUCUGGGCUCCCGAGAAAAACACACGUAGCGCUUUUACAACGUCGAAAGACGUGCGCUGCCAUAUUGGUUCAAUUUCGUGCGCCUCGGGGGAAAGCAUUGACUUAAUAAGAGACGUCAGACACAGAGAUGGAAUGAAGGUUUCCGGUUCCCGGCGUCGGGCCGGAUUUUUCAACAAGCUGCGUUACGGUGGGACAGGGCAGCACACACGACACCUCUACACCUACCAGAGUCCGCGCAUGAAGACUGACGUAGGCAGCCGCCUAAAGAGAGACAACUCUUUCCAUGUGUCUGCGGGGAUCGCCAAGCAGUGCGGGACAUUCUCAUGGGCGAAAAUGUCGGCUGCUAUGACGUCGGAGGAGGACCGCCUUAGCCCGAUAAGUUCCAAAGGCGAGUCAGAAGAAGUCAAGAGGAAAUAUUCCUACUGCCAAAAGAAAGAUGCAAUAUGCCAAACAGACGCGGAGUUGUUGGACAGUAUUAUGAAUAUGCCAUAUCUAACUAGGAAGAAAAGCCAACGGAUACAGCGGACAGCUGCUAUUGACGAGGAUUAUGCUUCUGUUAAAUUUAGCCCAAACAGCAGCAUGAAGGUGCGAUUUCACAAGCGGAUUGCGUCCGAACCGAACCAUCUCGAAUUCCGACGACGGAAUGUUUCCGGUAGCGGUAAGCAGGCCGCGCGCACCGAGUCUCGGACAUUUUUAUUUCCUGGAUAUUCGGAUAGCCCCAUUUCCACAUCCGACGAUAUUGAGAACGAGGAAGAUUUUGAAUACUAUGACAGCAUAUCUGACUUGCUAAAAGCCCAUAAAAUAACACCUAAUUACGUUAGUGACAAUGUCCCUGUUUGUUUAAAUGACAAGUCAAUGUCGACCUAUUUAAACCCCCUUGGUAACAGGGGGAACAAUACGUCCCUGGAAUCAGACCCGGACAACAAGACGAGCAGCGCCGAGUGUCGGUCUCUAGACUCGGACACCGCGCCCACAGAACCCGUACAGGUCCUCGUGGAGAACCAUGUUAACGGCCAUGUGAGCAUGGCGGUCACUUCAGCCGACGACAAUGAAACAUUCCAAAGAACACUUGCCACAUUCGAAGGGCGACCUGGUAUAGAAACGAACUCUUUAGCGAGCCCGAGGGACCUUAAUCACCGGCAUUCAGUCUGUACUGAAGUACCGAAGCUUAUCUCAAACUCUAACAGUAUUAGUGUGUUGCCGCGACGUUCGUCGUCCCCGAUGUUCUCACAUAUUUCAUCCCAUUCAUUGAAUUUCACAGUAGCGGAUCACAACAACGAGGCGCCUCGCAGGCGGAAGUCGAGUGCCUUGAGCGCCGGCAGCCCGUCAUCGGUGGUCAGUGAGCGAUCGAUGUGGUCACCUAGCGGCGAAUCCCUGCCACAAACGUCUUUCGCAGAAGUGUACAAACCUCCGAACACCGAGGUCGAGCACGAUGGUUGUGCAAGUAACUUUGUGAACGCUUGUAAGAAUGAAGAGAAAAGCAUGCUAGAAUUCCAGUCAUUCUUGCGGGAGCGAGGGGUGGAGCUCGACUUGACCUUUAUAGAGAGCAGCGAGGUCUAGUCACGCCCCCGCUUCUCGCAUAGUCUCAAUCAUUCAGCCAAUGAGGCCCACGUCAACGAAUAGAAAUGAGGCCCACGUCAACGAAUAGAAACCAGAGCAUGGCCGAUAUGACCAGGGUCAAAUGCAAAUAGCUAGAUGAUAGCGUUCACCCCUAACACAUAGACGUAACAUUCCACAUACAGAUACAAUGGCCAUUAGAAAUAUGGAUGAUAAAAUUCACUUUAGGUUGUUUGAUUUCCGGUCAUAGCGUUGGUGUCCUUUGUUUAACCUCGUAGCAAUAACUCUAAAACAUAUCAAGAUAUGACCAUGGAACUUGGUACACAUGUUGAAAGAGACAGUACGCACAUGGAUAGCACGGCUCGGCACUCUGGUUUUGAUAAUUAUUGAGUUAUGCCCCUUGAUCGGCUAAGGGAACAGACGAGUGAUGGCGUUCUGCUUGCGACGCUAUUGUUGUCCAUACCAACGUACAGCCAUUUUUCUGUGACUGCAUUCCACUUAUAAUGGUACACUAUUUUAUUCGGUAAAACCAUUAUCCUGGCGACUCUAUGUACCCAGAUGCGAGGUGAACUUAGUUCAGUGAUGGUGCAAUAUGUGAUAGCAUUCGGUAAUAGUAUUCGUUAAAAUCACUAUCCUGGCGACCCUUUGUAGCCAGCUACGAUGUGAACUUAGUUCAAAGAUGGUGCAAUUUGUGAUAGCAUUUUAUUCAUCAUACAAGUUUUACGAAGCCUUAAAGGUUGUUUCCAUGUUUUCUCCUUGAUGGUUCGUGUAUGGCUAUAUGUAUUUAAUAUUCUAAUUAAAAUGGCCUACUGAUGGCGUGGGACAGACCUAAAUGAAAUCCAUAUAUAGUAGAUAUUUUUUCGCACCGUUUUCAUAUGUAUUUCCACAGUAUGGAGUGACACGGGAAGUAGAGAGUUAAGAUGUUAAUGAUAUUCCAAAGGUCUAAAUGUGUUAUCCCGUAUUUGUGCAACUAUUCCUUGUAUGUAUAAUAAAUG